AUGCCCAAACCAAAGAAAGCCCCAGCAACUAACGGCAAAUCAGCUCAAGCUUCUACAGCAUCAGCAACAGCACCACCCGCCAGCAGCGCCUCGCCCUCCUGGCCCCCCUUCAAGCCCUCUCUCCCCAUCACCGACCUCACCUUUGACACACUCGUGGACGACAAAGUCGUCGUCCUCCGGAACUUCUUUCCCAAAUCUCUAUGUCGUGAUUACGUCUCCUUCCUGAGCACGCUCCCGCUGAUCACCACGCCCGGGAAACCCAAGCGGGGGAUGGCGGUGCGAGUCAAUGAUCGGUUCCAGAUUGACGAUCAGAAGUUUGCCGAUAGGUUGUGGUAUGAGACGGGGUUGAAGGAGGCGGUUUUGGGGGGUGGGUUGGAGCAUUUAUGGGGUGGUGAAGUCAUUGGCCUGAACCCAAAUGUCAGGAUAUAUCGAUACACAAAGGGGCAAUUUUUUGAUGCGCAUUACGACGACUCAAACAAAAUCACCCUCACCCUCCCCCCCUCUGACGAUAUUCCGAGCCCGAACCGACAACAAGUCCCCGCCAAAACGACCUGGACCUUACUGCUCUAUCUCACCUCCGCCAGCGAAGGGUGCACGGGCGGCGAGACCGUCUUUUACCCUCACGACCGGCAGGUGGCAAAGGAAGCGAUUGCCGUAGCUCCGGAGACGGGUAUGCUGUUGCUGCAUAAGCAUGGAAACGACUGUAUGUUGCAUGAGGGCAGGGAGGUGACGGCGGGCGAGAAGUGGAUUAUUCGGACGGAUUUGUGUGUCGCUAGAGGAGGAAGGUGAGAAGCGUAUGCGCGAGAAGGUUGAGGUGAUGAAUCUUGAUCCUUUUCACUACAAUGCUCCGGAAUCAAAGUAAGUCGUGGUGGGAGGAAGGCACCAAGAAGUCCGACCGAAUUUGGAGUUUGAACAACUCAAGUAUCGACGAAUACCGGAUUGCAGAGAGAGACACAAACUGGAUGUGCGAGUAGGGAAAGAAAAAAAGAAGAGAG
Messenger RNA from Neurospora tetrasperma FGSC 2508, 995 nucleotides. RefSeq lists its product as uncharacterized. Gene Ontology annotation, cellular component: endoplasmic reticulum. Gene Ontology annotation, molecular function: iron ion binding; procollagen-proline 4-dioxygenase activity; L-ascorbic acid binding. Lineage: Eukaryota; Fungi; Ascomycota; Sordariomycetes; Sordariales; Sordariaceae. The transcript is spliced from 3 exons. Gene Ontology annotation, biological process: peptidyl-proline hydroxylation to 4-hydroxy-L-proline. Bases 1 to 789 code for a protein of 262 amino acids. The record is from RefSeq and is a predicted model, not a curated record.